Molecule: messenger RNA, 1034 nt
Organism: Triticum dicoccoides
Lineage: Eukaryota; Viridiplantae; Streptophyta; Magnoliopsida; Poales; Poaceae
Exons: 3
Coding region: 91-597 (168 amino acids)
Source: RefSeq, a predicted model, not a curated record
AGGAUAUACUGUAUGACAUAUCCAGGUGCUACCACAAGUAAUCGGAAGCAGAGCCUUUAGUACGUGCAAUUAAUAUGUGCUGCUGUGUUCAUGUUGAUCAGUCCACCGUGGCCAUCAGAGAACAGUUUUGGAUCUUUGAUAGUGUGCUUGAGCGGAUACUACACUGCUGUCUUGGAUGGCUGGGAAACGUAUAGUUGGCCAUCUCACGCUCAGAAAUUUAGGAGCACAGAAGAAUUCAAUAAGAUGACGCAAAUGUUCCUCAUGAUGGAAAAAAUUGAUCGGCCUUCGCCCAGUUUCAGCAUCGGACAUGUAACAGAGAGCAUUCUAGUGACAGUUGUGUGCAGCUCAAUGGAGAAACUCGCCAGAGAAGCUUUUGUCGGCGUGCUUGCCGACCCGAAAGUGCCAACGGCUUACACACCUUGCAACAGAGAAGCUCAUUGGCGCGCUAGUCAACGGCGAGAGCCAGUGGCGACAAGCAGCGUGGGGAGGCGGAGACUCGACAGAAACUCGGGGCACUCGGAGCAGCAUGGGGAGGCGGUGACUCGACAGGAACUCAGGGUGGGCGGAGCAACGCGGGGUGGCAACAACUCGACAUGAGCUCGGGAGGAGCGCCAGUGACUUGCAUGCCUUGCAACAACUUGCAUCUCGCCAAGGAAGCUCGUCGGCGUGCUAGCCGAUGGCGGGAGUCGGAGCAGCGGGGAGACGGUAACUCGAUGGGAGCUCGCAGUCGAAACAGUGCGGGGAGGCGGCUACUCGAUGGAAGCUCAGGAAGACCACCAAAGGUGACUUCUCUUAAGGAUCCAGAUCCUGCAACAGACCCAUUGUUGCGAUGAGAGAGAUUGCAAGAACGAGCCAAUAGCAAAAACUAGUGGAGGUGGACAUGGGCACGUGGCAUGCAGAGAAGGCGUCGGAUGUGGAUCUGCGGUCCCCAUGAUGAUUUAAAGCAUUUUUGUUUUUUUAUUUCACCUUUUUCUAUUUCUCUGGGUUUUAUUGUGAAAUUAACUAAUAAGUUUAGAGAUGGAUGAAACUUUUGA